UGUUCUGUCGGUCUUUUCAUUCCAAGUCUUUUUAAACAUAUGUUUGUGCCUUGAUAUCUGUUUACACUUGUUCUUUAGAGACAUGCCAUCUCCAUUGUGUGAAUUAGGGCUAUUUUUAUUCCACCCAAGUUCACGGGGAUCCGAGAUUUAUGAUGCAACACCACACAAAGACAAAUGGAUGAUCGUUGUUCAUUAAUAUUAUUCUGAUUCUCUUGGUAAAUGUAAAUAAAGUUUGACCACAUUAACUUUUAGCUUCAAUGUGAUACUUUAAGAAAGGAUGUAAAAGUUGUUUCUUCCAUCUUUGAAUCUGGGCCAAUGAUUUGAGAAGUUGUGGCCCUCUGCAAAAAUAAAAAAUGAAAAAAAAAAUGUGUAAAAACCUUACACAAUCUCACACUCUGACCCCUAAUUUCAGUAAAUUUUUUCAGGGAGAAAAAGAAAAUCUAUUUUAAGUAAUGAUUUUAACAAAAUAACUACAAUCCUUUUAAAAUUAAAGUCAUGCUGUACUUUUUAGGGUUGAAGAAAUAAGCAUGUUAGAUAAUGGAUGGAUGUUUCCUUGAGGCAUAUCAGUAAGAUGACACAAUUAUAUAUUUUUUAUAGUUAUUGGCCACUAGACUACACCAAAACAUUUGUCCUGUCACCAAGUCAUUAUGACACCUGUCAAGUCAGCCUUCUCCUCGACUGUGUAAAUCAUUAACAUCACAUUUUUGUAUCAAAAUCUGUUUUUGGGUCAUUUUUAAAGUAAUACUGAUCUUUUUGGGUAAGUACAUUUUGGCUUUUCAUUCGUUGUGAGCCUUAAACAUUAAAAUUAACAAGAGAUAAAUAUCACUGUGUGUCUAAUGACUGACAUGAGUUUCGCUUUUUGAGCUUGAAUAACUGAAAAAUAAACGUUUUUUUUUAUUCAAAGUAAACAUUUAUAUUUAAUAUUUUAUAUUUAGAACUUAGUUUCAUAGUUCUUGAGUUGCUAAUAAUUCAUUUUUCAAACUAAAAUUUGGUCUAAAACUUACAAACACAACAUUUUGGACUUUAGAACAGAAAAAUAUAUGUAGGUACCCUGAAAGCAAACAACCAUGUUACCCGUCACUUCAUUUGACUGAAUUAUAACACAAAAUUGUUUUAGAUUAAAGACGUUCAACGAAUCCUUUGCUUUUACUCAAAUGACAGUUGAGGGACAGAGAAAAGUAUCCAGCAGGUGGCGCCGUGGAGUGUAGUGGCGAAGUUACUCUAAGCAACAUUUUGUCCGAAUUAAAUCGGACAAAAAUAUUAAUUCAUAAGCUUUAUUAGAUGUGAAAAUUAGUGGUCCGCGUUGUAGUUUUUGUUAAUAAAUCAUAGCUUCAAGUGCUGCAAACAUUUUUUUUUAUACUAAUACUUUUGAUGUUCAAUUACAAUUAAUUCAACACUGUGCAGAAAACAAUGACUUAAUAUGUUAAAAAAUUCCAAUAAAAGCUAAGAAUUAAAAGCAAAAGUGUCAUAAACUACAGUUAACAGCGAUGACAUGAUUCCGAAUGAUAAAACGUAUCUAUUGCUUUAUAAGUCUGGAUUCCUUUUUUGCGCAGAUGCAGAAGUUAAACUUUACUCUCAGUAACACGGUGUAGUUGUUGUCACGACUGCGUUGUUUCAGACGGCAUCCUAUUGGCUGGCUUUGGUCAGUGCUCUGCGCUGAUUGGGUGCAGUAGAAACGUUCGGAGCCCUCAAAUUGAUGUGACAGAGCUUCAUGAGUGUUAAAGGAAGGAGUUGAUGCCAGGAGACACAUCACCGCCUGGAAUCAGCCUGGAUGUGUUGGACCGUUUAUUGCGCUCAAGUUAACUUUAAAGAAAACAAAAAAAAAAAAAAAAAAAAAAAAACACUGUGGAUUGAGACUUCAGCAACUCUAGAAAUGCUGUGUUUGGGAAACUCCACCGACUGCCUCCGGGACCAAAUGCAGUCGAUGAUGAGGUCCUUGCAGGACCUGAAGCAGAUCAGCAGACCGAGGCCGCUGAGUGAGCCGUGUGACCAGUCGUUCGCUGUGACAAGGCUCUGCAAACAGAGAGCGCAGCAGCAGGAGCGGCUCACGCGCCUCCGUGUGUCUGAUGCCAGCGAGGCCAGCACCUACGACUCCGCCUGCUGCCUGGCCAACCCGCUGGAGGAGGAGAACGAGGAGCAGCGGGAGCCCGAUCGGCUGGCGCGGGGCUCCCCAGCCAGCGAGAAGAGCGUGGAUUUGGACUCUGGUUUCUCCGAGGCUUCCUGGCAGGACGAAGGUGUGGUGCUGAGAAGGACCAGAAACGUGCGAGUCUCCUCCUCCGCCUGCGUCCGAACAAACAGAGGAACCUCCGGCCGUGCCAGGCCAAAGUCGACGUCUGACGUCUGUUUGGAGCGCUGGACUUCUUUUGAAGCGAGCGACACAGAGGACUGGACCACGUCGCUGCUGAGCCGCAGCAGGAACAGGCAGCCGCUGGUUCUGGGGGACAACAGCUUCGCCGACCUCAUAAAGAACUGGAUGGACCUGCCUGAUCUGCCAGAACCAGCCGAGAUGAAGCCCAGCUCGGGGCGACGUCUUGCGAGAGACAUUUUUGGCAACAUGCGGCGGAAGUUGGCGGGGAUGUCCAAAGGCGUGGAGCUGCGGCCGAAGCCAGCGAACUGCACACGGUUGAGAAGAGCAGCGGAGGCUCCUCAGAGGAUGUCCUGUCCUGUGGGAUUUGAGCCUCUCAAGCCUUUCUUCCACCAAUCUCACACAGGCCUGCAUCAGCUGGACACAGAUUUCUACAGGUUCUCUGCACUCAUGAAGACGGGCAGCCGGCAGCCCAUCAUAUGCAACGACAUCAUUGGAUACAUUUGAAUGUGACGGUCUCGUCCAAGCACAUUUAAAUCAGACUGUUCUCGUAAAAUGUCAUAAAUAAAAGUUUUUCAUAUAUAUAUAUAUAUAUAGAUAUAUAUUUAUUGAACAAUGUGCUCAAUAUUUAUGGGAGAAUAAAAGCAAAAAUCCUCAAGCAA
Messenger RNA from Poecilia latipinna (sailfin molly), 2967 nucleotides. It is a transcript of the gene inka1b, whose product is annotated as inka box actin regulator 1b. Gene Ontology annotation, cellular component: nucleus. The record is from RefSeq and is a predicted model, not a curated record. Gene Ontology annotation, molecular function: protein kinase binding; protein serine/threonine kinase inhibitor activity. NCBI's taxonomy places the organism in Eukaryota, Metazoa, Chordata, Actinopteri, Cyprinodontiformes, Poeciliidae.